Messenger RNA from Elgaria multicarinata webbii, 2431 nucleotides. It is a transcript of the gene NEURL1, whose product is annotated as neuralized E3 ubiquitin protein ligase 1. Gene Ontology annotation, molecular function: ubiquitin protein ligase activity. The coding region runs from base 277 to 1995 and encodes 572 amino acids. Lineage: Eukaryota; Metazoa; Chordata; Lepidosauria; Squamata; Anguidae. The record is from RefSeq and is a predicted model, not a curated record. Gene Ontology annotation, biological process: negative regulation of Notch signaling pathway. The transcript is spliced from 6 exons. Gene Ontology annotation, cellular component: plasma membrane; postsynaptic density.
CGCCCAAGAGGCAGCCACUCCUCAUUCUUUUCCCACCCCAACCUGGGCGACGAGGACCAAGCCCAAGUGAAGGACCAUCUAUGACGAAGAGGAGACAAAGGGGGCUUCUGGAGCGAAAGUGACAGCGAGAAGGGAGAGGAGGAAGGACUAGGAGAGGGAGGGGAGAGCCCAGCCCCUUGCUCCCCUCCCUUCUCCACCUCGCCCUGGCCAGCAGCACAAACCCACAGAGCCUUCCAGCUGUUGUCACCUUCCAGCUGUUGGCUUCCUUUCGAUGCCAUGGGGAACAGCUUCUCCAGCAUCCCAGCACUGCCUAGGGGCAAUCCGAGCCGGUUCCACAGGGUCCAUCAUCAGCAUCUCAAAGACUCCAUAGGUGGACCCUUUCCUGCUUCCUCCCACCGAUGCCACCACAAGCAAAAGCACUGUCUGACCAUCCCACAGUGUGGAGCACUCUCGAUCAGCCCACUGCUGUUCCAUCCCCACACGAAGGGGUCCCAGAUCAUAAUGGACACCACACAGAAGGCGGUCAAGCGGCAGGCGAGCUUUUGCAAUGCCAUCACCUUCAGCAACAGGCCAAUUGUAAUCUAUGAGCAAGUCAGGCUCAAGAUCACAAAGAAGCAGUGCUGUUGGAGCGGGGCUCUUCGACUUGGAUUUACUUCUAAGGAUCCAUCUAGGAUUAACCCAGAAAGCCUGCCCAAGUAUGCAUGUCCAGACCUAGUUUCUCAGAGUGGAUUCUGGGCCAAGGCCCUCCCAGAAGAGUUUGCAAAUGAAGGAAACAUCAUAGCAUUCUGGGUGGACAAAAAGGGACGUGUAUUUUAUCGGGUUAAUGACUCUGCUGCCAUGUUAUUCUUCAGUGGGGUAAGGACCACCGAACCAUUGUGGGCUUUGAUUGAUGUGUAUGGACUCACACGUGGAGUGCAACUACUAGAUAGUGAAAUUAUUCCUCCUGAUUGCCUCCGUCCAAGAUCCUUCACGGCUAUCCGUCGGCCCUCGUUGCGUAGAGAGACAGAGGACACCCGGCUGUCUGUGAGCCUUUGUGACCUCAACCUCCAGGAGGAGAACUUCCAUGUCAUGGCUGCCAUGUGUCCUAUCCCACAGAACUCCCUCAACUCCCAACAUUCCCACCUCCUCCCAUCCCAGCUUGAAAGCGACCUCCGCUUCCAUCAGCUCAGGGGAGCUCAUAUUAAAAUUCUGGAUGACCAGACCGUGGCCCGCCUGGAGCACGCUCGGGAAGAGAGAACUUUGGUUUUCACUAGUCGGCCCCUUAGAAUCAACGAGACUAUCUUCGUCAAAAUUAACAAAUCCAACACCUCGCGUACUGGGACACUCUCUUAUGGGGUGACCACUUGUGACCCUAGCACCCUGAGGCCCAGCGACCUUCCUUAUAAUCCAGAGUCUUUAGUUGAUCGAAAAGAAUUCUGGGCAGUUUGUAGAGUGCUAGUGCCUCUCCAAAGUGGAGACAUUUUGGGAUUCAUGGUGAAUUCAGAAGGUGAACUGCACUUGAGCCACAAUGGAGCAAACGCCGGCAUGCAGGUGUGCGUGGACUGUUCCCAACCACUGUGGAUGUUCUUUGGUUUACAUGGAGCAGUGAUGCAAAUCCGUGUCCUUGGUUCUACACUCGUGGCUGAGCGGCUGGGCCCAUCUGCACCGAGCUCGCCCACCUCCUCUCCAAACUCGCCAUCCGUCCUCUGCAGCGGUGUUUCUGAUCCCAUUCUGAGUACGUGCAGUUCUGGCCUGCUUGGCAGCUCAGUCAGUGGCACAGCUCCAAACUCACCAGUCAGCAUGCCAGAGUCCCCCCUUUCCCCCUCCAUCUCAGGGUCCUGGAAUGACGAGUGCACCAUCUGCUACGAGAACAUGGUGGACACCGUGAUUUACUCCUGUGGACAUAUGUGCCUGUGUUUCACAUGCGGGCUCAAACUCAAGAAGAUGGCCAACGCCUGUUGUCCGAUCUGCAGGCGUGCCAUCAAGGACAUCAUCAAGACCUAUCGCAGCACUUAGGGCAGCAGGGCAAGAAGGGUAGGGCCUGGGGAGAAGGUCUUUGUGAAACCGAACCAGAUCAGGGUAGGUGGGAAGGAUAUGAUAUCCCAGUUGCCAAUUUCUCCAACCUUUCAUAUGUAGCUAAUUCUGAAUGUUUCUACCUGUGGGCGAACCCCAAAAAUUUGAGGGCUAAAGAUUUCUUCCUUCCUUGAUAUCUAGGCAAAGAGUUACUGCCAACCCUCACCUGUGUGGCCUGCAAGAAAAGGUUGGAUCUCUUGCCCCGUUUUCCUGGCUCUCCCUCCUGCACUUUCCCUGCCCCUCUGCCAACUUGGAUACUGCAAGGAUCGAACAAGGAAAGGAUGCAAAUUAAUCAGUUUUUCUUGGGCAUGUUAGCAGUUGCAUUAAGCGAAUGAAUUCAAAAUUUGGGAACAGAGUAGAGUAGAAAAGGAACAAGUCA